Molecule: messenger RNA, 468 nt
Organism: Diutina rugosa
Lineage: Eukaryota; Fungi; Ascomycota; Pichiomycetes; Serinales; Debaryomycetaceae
Gene: PAM18
Product: Pam18p
Exons: 1
Coding region: 1-468 (155 amino acids)
Biological process (GO): protein import into mitochondrial matrix
Cellular component (GO): PAM complex, Tim23 associated import motor
Molecular function (GO): ATPase activator activity
Source: RefSeq, a predicted model, not a curated record
AUGAACGCCCCCACGUUGCCGAUCCCCGGGGAAGACCACCUGCAACAAGCGCCCCCUCCUCCCGCGCAAAACUUCCAGUACACGGGCCAGCUCCAGCGGAAACAGGCGCCCGAAGGCUCGGCCGAGUGGUACUUUGACCAGGCGUGUGACUGGAUGGGGGCCCACCCGUGGCUCACCGGGUUCGGCGCCCUUGGCGUCGUCUACUUCGCUUCCGGAUUUGUCAAGCUGAAACAACCAGGCAUCAACGGUAAGGCGUUUCAUAAGGGGGCGUUUGGCCCGAAAAUGUCGGCUAAGGAAGCGCUCCAAAUUUUAAACUUGAAGGAACUGAACUUGUCCAAGGCCAAAUUGAAGGAACAACACCGUAGAUUGAUGAUGGCUAACCACCCGGAUAAAGGCGGGUCGCCGUUUUUGGCCACCAAGGUCAAUGAAGCCAAGGACUUCUUGGAAAAGCGCGGUAUCAACAAGUAG